AUGGAUUCUAAGUAUGCAUCGUAUGGUAAGGAGAAAGAUCAAAGAAAUAAAUUUGAUAUCAAAGCAAAAAAAAUUAAGCUAUCUGUUGAUGGUAAUAGUUUCAAAAAUGUAAAAGAAAACAAUCAGGCUAAUGGAUCAUGUAAUAAUAACACUGUUAGUGCUCUAAAUGAGGUUUCGGAAGAUGUUCAAGACGUAAGGAAAUCUUUACCAGUGUAUAUUGUUCGAAAUAGAAUUUUAGAGGAGAUACGGAAGAAUAAUACCAUGAUAUUAAUUGGAGAAACAGGUAGUGGUAAAACAACACAGAUACCACAAAUUUUACAUGAACAGAGACUUGAGGGUAAUGGAGCAAUUGCCGUUACUCAACCAAGAAGAGUUGCCGCUAUUACCCUUGCUCUAAGAGUUGCAACAGAAAUGAACACAGAAAUAGGAUCAUAUGUCGGGUACUCAGUAAGAUUUGAAGAUGCUACCAGUCCAAAAACAAAAGUAAUAUAUUUGACAGAUGGAAUGCUAUUAAGGGAAGCUAUAAUAGAUCCCUUAUUGAAGAAAUAUUCAAUAAUUAUUUUAGAUGAAGCCCAUGAAAGAACAGUCAAUACAGAUGUACUCUUUGGAAUUGUUAAGUUGGCACAAAAAGAGAGAAAUUGUAAAGGAAACAAACUCAAGGUUAUAAUUAUGUCAGCAACAAUGGAUGUCGAUACAUUCAGAAAUUAUUAUGACAAUUGUUCAGUUGUUUAUUUAGAGGGAAGGACAUAUCCAGUUACAAUAUAUCACUCAAAGACAAAACAAGAUGACUAUCAAUAUUCUGUUGUGUGUGCUAUAUUCCAACUUCAUGUUACUACACCAGCUAAUCACCAUUUUCUCGUAUUCCUCACAGGCCAAGAAGAAAUAGAAACAGUAAUGGCUAAUAUUAAACAAAUUGCGAAGGAGUCGCCAGGUCCACCCAUUAGAGUUUGCCCGUUGUAUGCAGGCCUGCCUCCGGCAAAACAAUUGCUGGUUUGGAAAUCAGUACCUGAAGGUACAAGGAAAAUUGUUCUAGCCACCAACAUAGCAGAGGCCUCAGUGACCAUUCCUCAUAUAAAAUGUGUUAUUGACACAGGCCUUGUAAAAGAACGGAGCUGGUGUAAUGUGACGGGUGCAGAGCGCUUGCGAAUAGUUCCCUGCUCGCAAGCCGCUUGUUGGCAGCGCGCUGGGCGGGCAGGAAGGACUGCCCCAGGCUCCGCGUACAGAUUGUAUACGAAUGGCGACUUUAAGGCACGGCCACAGCAUAACACGCCCGAAAUUAUUAGAUGCCCUCUGGCUGCUACAUUGUUAAUGUUAAUAGCGACAGGAAUGGAGCCCAGUACAUUUCCUUUGAUUGACGCACCCUCUCCGGAUUCCGUGCAGGCUUCAUUAAUUUUAUUGAAAGAAUUAGGAGCAAUAGAAAGCGAGAAUAAUCCGAAGUUGACUGUUCUCGGUAAGAAAAUGACCGCGUUCCCAAUAGAUCCGAAAUAUUCAAAAGUUAUUUUGAGCGCUCCUGAACAUGGGUGUUUGGAUGAGGCGUUGAGUCUCGUUGCGGUAAUGUCCAGUGAGAAUGUUUUUCAUACACCACUGCACAAGCGAGAGGAAGCUGUGAAAGCGAAACAGAAGUUUGUAUCGACACUCGGCGAUCAUAUAACUCUUUUGAAUGUAUUCAAAAUGUUUUGCAAAGCUCCUCUUAAAAAACAAUGGUGUAAAGAAAAUUACUUAAAUCAUAAGAAUUUGUCGUACGCUUGUGAUAUUCGCCAUCAAUUGUUAGCAAUUUGUCAAAAGUUGAAUAUGGAAGUUUCGAGUUGCGGAACAGCUUUUGAUCAGUUAUUAAAAUGCCUUCUAAGCGGUUUAUUCACAAACUGCGCAUGGACUCGUGGGGGUAUGACAACAGGGGCGGGAAAGUAUGCGACGGCGUCAGGCGCAGCGGCGGCCUUACAUCCCGCUUCUUCACUACACGGUUUGAGGCCGCCGCCGCCUGCAGUACUUUAUACCGAACUAUUACACACGCGUAGAGCCUACCUCCUUACUGUAUCGGCUAUAGAACCUCAUUGGUUGCAUCAAGUCGCACCGGAGUACGCAAGACGCUGUCGCGCUAACCGGUGA
This is a messenger RNA of Pieris macdunnoughi, 2106 nucleotides long. The record is from the annotation of a GenBank genome assembly. Lineage: Eukaryota; Metazoa; Arthropoda; Insecta; Lepidoptera; Pieridae.